This is a messenger RNA of Anopheles cruzii, 2376 nucleotides long. It is a transcript of the gene TAF1B, whose product is annotated as TATA box-binding protein-associated factor RNA polymerase I subunit B. The record is from RefSeq and is a predicted model, not a curated record. The transcript is spliced from 3 exons. Gene Ontology annotation, biological process: nucleolar large rRNA transcription by RNA polymerase I; RNA polymerase I preinitiation complex assembly. Gene Ontology annotation, cellular component: RNA polymerase I core factor complex; RNA polymerase transcription factor SL1 complex. Lineage: Eukaryota; Metazoa; Arthropoda; Insecta; Diptera; Culicidae. The coding region runs from base 1 to 2376 and encodes 791 amino acids. Gene Ontology annotation, molecular function: RNA polymerase I core promoter sequence-specific DNA binding.
AUGGAUAAGCCACUUGGCACGUGUGAUUUGUGCGGAAUGGGAGAGUUUUCCUUGGAUGGCGGAUUUUACUACUGCAACGAAUGCGGCACCAAACAGAACACGCGGGCAACGAUGGUUGAUGACUUCAAUGAAACUUCGCCAUGGCAAGGAAAAAUGGUACGCAUUAAGAAGGACAAAACUACGAAUAAAAUCACCAGCUGGGAACAGAUGAACCACAUCCUGUACGGGAUGACGGAACAGCUAGUCGAGUUAGGGGCCCCCAAUGAGCUGAAAGUCACGGUCCUCCAAAUCUGGUGCGCUUACCUGCGAGACGCUGAGGUCGCCUUUUUCAGCAAACGGCGGCGUCUACGGCCAAGGUUAUCGUUGGCAAACCAUCGCUGUGAUUUAAGCCUGAUGUUUAAUCGACCUGUGCCGAAGGGAAGGAUCUCAAAAAGGCCAGAUACUACGACAGAAUUGGCAUCGAAGCGUCGUAAACGUAAACUAAACCAAACAUUGCUCGAGGAAGAACAUAGUACCAAUAUGAGCAGUCAGCAGUCCAUUUUGGACACCACGCUCAGCUCAUUGUCCGCUUCGCUUCAAAGUGGCUCCAGUUCCGUCCAACGGCCGAUCGCUUUCAAGUUUAAUAAGCGCGCCCGUCACAGGUUGCUGAAUGAGCUGCGUAUCGACGAGACACACGUCGAGUGGCACGAGCAGGAAGCACCGAUGGAUGCACCGUGCCAUUCCUUCACGCCUUUGCGCGGCGAACAAAAGGUUAAAAACGGUUUCAAAACAGAUGAUUGGUCUCGAAUUAACCGACAAAGUGUUCUGUUCGCUAUCCUUGCGCUAGCUCUCAACCAAACCGAGAGCGAGAUUCAGAUGAGCGAUCUUGGGCGGUGGAGCGAUGAGGGUCACUUUUACAUGCACGAUCUUAGGCACUACCUUCCGGAAGGGCUGGACCCUGAAUGCUAUUCGGAAACAUUGGUCCGUCUGCAGCAAAUGAAUCCUCGCAUCGGAGAAAACGAAGCAAGGGUUGUGGCGAGCCUAUUAACGCUCGAUCUAGCCAUUACACCCCGCCCGGUCAACUUGGAAGCACUUUGCCGUCGUUAUCUGGGCGAGUUGGAGCUGCCAGCUGAUCUGAUGCCCUACGUAGUAAAGUUAAUCGCACUCGAUCUACCGAACAGGUCCAACGACAAGAUGCAGUGCUUCCCAUCCUACGAGUUGCAAGCAAUGAAGUACAUCCUAUUCGUAAUGAAGCUGCUUUUCGGUUUAGAUGGUGUGAUAGAAAACAAAAUGGAUUCAACGACGAAGAAGUUAAACGAUUUGCUGUUACGUGACAAUGCUCAGGAGCAAAAGCCGCUGUUCGUGUGGGACGAAUGGCAAAGGUACGUUACAAUGCGACGCAUCAUCCUUGAACAGUUGCACUUUCCCACAAACUGCAGACAGGGACAAAAGGUGAUAGGUAAACCGUUCGAUCUGGACCUGUUUGUCGACUUCAUGGGCUCACUUGUAGUGCCGGACGACGGCGACACUUCCGGGUUCCGUGCAAACUUGAGGAGUAAAAGUUUUGGACCGAUAGUAGAGCAAAGGUCGAGGAAUCUAGAUUCGGUCCUAGCAUCAGUGAACGACAAACACUGCAUGGAGCAGACGGAAGAUGCUGACGGCCAAUCACCAAGACACCUCAAGUUUGACGCGAGUUUGCAACCGAAACGGUCCUAUUUGAAGGCAAUACUCUCAAUGGACGCAGAAGAUCUUCCGCCAGUUCACAUCCCGGCGUACAUGAAUACAAGGCACAGCGAGAGGACAGUGGAACCGUUUGUCAAUCCGACAAUCCUAAAGCGACAUCUUCUCCAGAAUCAUAAUGUUCGGUUGGUUACGAAAAAGAUUAAAGUACCAAUUGACCACAUCCGCAUGGAAAAAUACAACACACAUAAAUGGAACAUUAUGAAAUAUAUGUCCAUAAAUCAUCUCACCGAAGCAAUCUUAACCGAUGAAGAGAAAGCCGACGAUUGUGGCACAGACAUUGUGAAUCACUUUCAAAAGCGCACGGAGGCCACUUUCGUGAGCUGCGACGACUUGUUGCAGCGUGUUCUUUGCCGAAACGCUAUCGACGAGCUGGAAAUAAGCCUGCGGAACGCAAUCCAGGAGGACAGUUCCGAGAGUGAUCCAUUCCAUGACAAUCCACCACUGAGGGAACCGCUUACUGAUGAGGACAGGUGCAACAAAACGGUUCACAUUGCGCUACCGAACUAUCACUACUGGACCAGAGACGGCAGUUUUCGCGAAGUUUCAAUGGCUGAUUUUGAGCUGGAGUACUCAAAUGCAUUGCCGGCCAGUUUUCGGUUUCUACUGGAAGAAGCGGCUGACAUUUGGGAUUGCCUGCACCAAAUGCAGGAAUAA